AUGGACAAUAGCAAAGCGAAGUAUGAGGCAGAGAUUACGAAGAAGCUUGAUGCAUUUAAGAAUGCGAAGGAAUGGUCUGAUUUUAUUUCUUUGCUGAAUUCACUUGACAGCACUAUCAAAAGAUAUGCGAUUGCGGAUGUUCCCAAGAAGAAGCUUUUGUUCAAACGAUUGAAUCAGUGCCUGAAUCCAGGAUUGCCAGCUGGUGUGCACAACAAGGCGUUGGAAACGUACUCUUUGGUGUUUGGGAAGCUUUCAAGAGAGGACUUUGUGAAAGAGUUUGACUUUCUGACGCUUGGUCUUUUUACGUUUUCUGCGCAUAGUCGGAUUCUUGUGACUGGAUCGUUUUUGGAUGUGCUUGAGAAGUAUAUUAUUCCACUUGGAAAGUGUAUUGAGAAGUAUUGCAAGAGUGUUUUGAUUGGACUGUUUCCACCGAUGGAGUUUGAGUCUGGAGAGUACUACAACCGAGCAAGAUUGAUAAUGAUGGACUUUAGGAAGUUUGUAUCGACGGAUAUGUUUUAUCACUCACUCUGGAGUAUUUUUUUGAAUGAUGAGAGAUUGAGAAUGUCUAUAUCAAACUACAUAUUUGAUGCAGAAAAGGAGGAUGUGAUACAUGACAGCAUGAAGCUUGUAUCUAAGGCGUUGUGUGCAGGUCUAGCAAGCGAAUCUGCGUUGGUUGUGAGACGAUGUCUUGAUUUAUUGAUAUAUGUGUUUGCAGACACAGGUAGUAUUGAGGAUGGAAUGAUUACUUGUGACCUUGUUGAGGCAGUUGUGAAGCUUUUUGUAAAGAGGGAUCUUUCGCUCAACAAGAGGAUUUAUGCAUGGAUGAAGUUGAAUGAGAGAGCUUGCAGAUCGGAUUUGGCGCUUCUUACGAAUGUGAUGAGGAGGUUUAUUGCAAGAAGCAGUGCUGAGGACAUGCAGUUUUUUUUCAGGAUUCUGAUAACACUACAGGACAAAGGGAACCUGUGCGAGGUUAUUAUGUAUAAUCUUGUGUUUGAAGUUCUUGAGAGUCUUAGACAGCAUAGUAAUGGAGAUUUUGUAAGUGUGAUCAGUGGAGAGUUUUUAGAGGGACAUAAUGAGAAGAUAGACGUUCUGAAGAUAGCAAAGGUGUUUUUGACAAGUGAUCUUGAUGGGAUGUGGAGGAUAUUCUAUAUGAAGUUAAGAAAGGAGCUUAUUGAAGAGAAUGAAUGCGAGAUGGUUAGCAUGAAUGAUGAGUGUAUUAGUGUUGAUGGCAUGAGAUUGGGUUCUGUACAAGACCGUUAUAUUGAAUCUUGGAAUACAAAUGAAUGUAUUUUUACAGAUGUGAGUCAAGAGCAGAAAAUAAAAUGUGAUGAUAGAUAUGAUGCAAGAGAAAUAAUGAAGAUGCAGUUUGAUACGGGAAUGCGUCUUGGUUGUGACGAGAUGCUUGAUAUUGUAAGAUAUGUUGUUGAGGAACAUGUGAUGGUUGAUGUGGAGGUCUGUAAGUAUCAUCUUCCGUUUUUGACUGGCCUUGUGCUGCAGAAUUCCCAACAGUUUGAUUUUGGAGUGCUGCUUAGAUUUUUGAGGCUGAGCAUUGAAGUGAUGAAGCUUGAGGAAGGGAAUCCAGGAAGGCAAGAAUGUAUGCAGGAGAUGGUUUACAGAUUUUAUAUUGAAGAGAAUACCGAACUUCUGAAGUUUAUACAACCUUGGCUGCUCAGUGAGAUUUCCGUACAUCUUGAACGUGUUAUUGAGUUUGAUGCAGAACGUCUAUUACCGCUAAUGAUUGAGUUUAUGAAGAAAUAUGGAGUUGGCGUGUUUUCGAAUGAGUUUAUGCAACGAUACCAUGAGAUUGUGUUGAAUAUGCCUGCGGGCGUUAUUAAGAAGCAUUUACAGGUUUAUGAGAUGAUUGACAUAAAUAAGCUUGAUUGCUUGAUAAUGUUUGAGACUCUGUGGGAAAGAUUUUGUAUGAGUGGGAAGGGAGCAUGUUUGAAGAAGAAGGUUAAGCAGGUGGAUGAAGGGUUGAAUGAAUGGAGAUAUGAACUGGAUGUUGAAGUCAGUGAUGUAUGUGUGGCAAGCACAGCGAGAAGUAAUGCAAAUGCGGACCUAAUGAAAGAAGGCCUGAUGUUGCAUUGGGAUUGUGAUCAUUGGCUGUUUGCAGAGCUUAUAUGGCUAUACAAUGAUGUUUUCAACGGGGAGUUUGAAAGGUUUCUUCUGGAAAAGAUAGGAGAAGGGCAGGUUAAAGAAGUGGGAUGUUUUCUAAUUGCAAAGAUUGAGGAGUUCAAGGGAGAGUUUGACUUUAUGGAGGUAUACUAUGUAAUCAAUUGCAAGCUUGAUGCCGAGGAUUCUGUGUUGGACAUGCUCUUAUGCUCUUUAACAUAUUUUGAUGAUAUAUUUUUGUAUCUUAUUAGGAGCAUCGAGAGAUCAUGCAUGAAUGUGAGUGAGAGAAUGAUUAAUGGUGUAUCUGAUACUAAUCGGAUUUUUGGGGUUCUUAGAUGUAUAAGGAAUCUAUUGAGGCACUCGAGAAGAUUCAGGAAUUUGCUUCGGGAAUCAGAAAAUUUAAUAGAGUCUAAGGUAUUUCUUCCAGGUGCGAAUGUGAAUGCGAAGGAAAUGGUUUACAGGAUGCUUGUGCAUUUACUUGUACAUAAACAUGGAUGUAGACAAAUGAACAUUGAAGUAGUGCAGAUGCUUGAAGUGCUUGUGAGGAAAGGGAUCCUGGAUGGUGCUACAUUGAAUGUAAUUGAUGUUUUGAGGAUUGCUGAGGUUGCAAAGGAAAAUAGAGAAGAUUCGGUGAUUGUUCUUGGGAUUGGAUCAAUACUUAGACAUAGUGGCAAUGCUUCUGUGAUUUGUGAAGUUUGUGUGAUUCUUGAUAGUUGGUGUUUCUACUAUCAUGAGAUGCUUGAAUAUAUUUUUUCACUGCCUGAUAGACUGCAGAGGAAAAUUAUUGCGAAUGUGAUGUCCAUGCUUAAGAAUGAGGGAUUCGGAUUGAUGAUAGCACGUGAAAUUUUAGAAAGUAUGUUGCUGAAGAGAGGAGUUGAAGCCGAUCUUCCUGGUGUUAUUGAUAGAAGCAUGGGUUUUAUGUUUGAUUUUUUUGAAAGUCAAUAUGAACCUGAUUGCGAGGAUGCAUGCGCCAAAUGUUGUGUGAAAGGUAAGUAUAAUAUUGGCGAGGGUAUGAUUGAUGAUGGAGUGCCUGUGAAUAAGAAGUGUGUGAAUGCCAGGAUGAACAUAUUGAAGCUUAAAGCAGCCAAACAGUUGUCUGAGCUGUUUUUUAAGAAGGUACCGAUAAAGUUUAUUGAAAGGCUUGUUGAACAGCCGUGUGCCCAGCUUAUAGAAGUGCUUGACUUUAAGGAACAGCUUUAUGCAUCGGUUCUGAAUGCGCCAUCGAGUAAUGCACAAAUGUUUAGACUGUUAAUGCAUUUGAAUGGGCUGAUAGAUAAGCAGGAGCUGAUGGAUUUGUUUGAAAAAUCAAGAGGGAUGUUUGAGAGGGUUUCGUCUUAUAGGAUAGGGCCAUACUACACGUCUCUGCUUUUUGGAUUAGAUACUCUUUCUAGGCUGAAUAUGAAAAAUAACAGUGAGCCUCUUGUGCUGAUGUUUCUGCAGAAUUCUGUGUAUUUCCUACAGAAACGACUUGAUAUUAAGUGCAAAGGCGGAGAAGAUUGUUUUAAAGACGAGUUUGAGCUACUUGAUGCGAUUGUUGGAUUUGAAGAUGGUGUUUUAGGUGUGAUGCCUGGGAUGAUAGGUGUGAUAUUUACAUUGAUAAACUCGAAUGAUGCUUACCUGAGAGAGAAGGGAAUAGAUUUGCUUAUGAGGGUGAGUUCUGAAAAGGCCGAGGUGAAGUAUUGGAAACGGGAGUUUCUGGAGAUUUUCCACAUGCUUGAUUUUUUUUCGCAUGAAUUGCAUAAGAAAACUGCAUUGAUGAGGAAAAUAGUGGUUGAUGACCCGAAUGUGAUAAGUGAGCUUAUUUUAAGACUUGAUGGAGGGUUUUUUGUAUCUCAAGCAUCUGAUGUGAAUAACAAGGUGCUUGUACUCAAGCGGAUAUCUUACAUUAUAUUCUGUGCGCCUUACAACCACUUCUUAGGUGUAUCAUUGAAGAUAGUUGAGAAGAUAGCAAUGCUUAUAAGUCAUACGUCUGCUAAAGUUAAGAAGGAGGUAUUAUUUCUAUCGAAAGUUCUGCUCCUGAAGAUGUCGCAUGAUAAGCUUAUUAGUCUUUAUCCAAUAUUAUUUUAUGAUGUUGGGGUGACUGUUGAGGAGGCUGAGAAUGAAGAUUUGGCGUUACUUGGAGAAGCGCUUAAGUUGUUAGAUGUUGUUUUUUUGCUGAACACGUCUCAACUUUCUGAGAUUAGUGUAGUUUUUCUUGAUUUUUACAGGAAAGCAGAUGGAAUGAGAAAGGGAGUGUUUAGCAAGACUGAAGAGGUGUUAAGGCAAGCCUGGAAGAUUGAUAUAGAUAUUGAAGAGCACCCAAUGCCAGAGAAGCGGGUGCCUUUGAUGAUGCCUGGGAAAGUUUGCAGAGAGAAUGUCUUGAGAUACAUGGGCUCAGCAGCCAUGUACUACAACUGGUUGAACGUAAACUGCUGUGAGAUAGAUUAUGAGCAUUUGUUUAGUAUGAUUCUGGAUGAGUUAAAGGAGGUUCCUGAAUAA
This is a messenger RNA of Ordospora colligata OC4, 4590 nucleotides long. Its product is annotated as Dopey-like leucine zipper transcription factor. Bases 1 to 4590 code for a protein of 1529 amino acids. Gene Ontology annotation, cellular component: endosome; trans-Golgi network. NCBI's taxonomy places the organism in Eukaryota, Fungi, Microsporidia, Ordosporidae. The transcript has a single exon. The record is from RefSeq and is a predicted model, not a curated record. Gene Ontology annotation, biological process: Golgi to endosome transport.